This is a messenger RNA of Plasmopara halstedii, 776 nucleotides long. RefSeq lists its product as uncharacterized. The coding region runs from base 166 to 369 and encodes 67 amino acids. The record is from RefSeq and is a predicted model, not a curated record. The transcript has a single exon. NCBI's taxonomy places the organism in Eukaryota, Oomycota, Peronosporomycetes, Peronosporales, Peronosporaceae.
AUUAUUAAGUAUAUUUGUCUAACUACGCGUAUUGGAACUGGUACCGAUGAAAUCGAUUUUCUACCAUUUAAGAUUACCUUCAGAAAAAAGUUGAUGUAAUCUGGGUGUGUCAUUUUAGGUCCACAUUCUGGCAAAAAAUCUUUUUGCGUUUGUUGAUGUGGACUCAUGUUGUUACCUCGUCGCACUCUACCUAGCUUAGCUUACUUCCUUCUGUCAAAUGAGGUGCGACAAAUGAUCCUUGAGAGUCUUGUAGAUCGCCAGACCAGGUAUGGCGUCACGCCGCAUGGCAACGCUUCAUACAUUUGCAAACUUUCGCACAAUUUAUUUGUCAUUGCCAAAAAAAUACACACCCGAACGGAGUAUACCUGAAUGGUAAUUUGCUUUACUUUUAAAUGAUGAAAAAAUGGCAGCAGAAACAUCUUCCACGAUUGUGACUCGCACCGCUAAAAAAUCUUAUUGAUUAAUCAGCGAAGUAGCGCACCUCGUGAUUUCAUUGAUGUGUCCUCAAAUCGCGGCCAUUCCAUCAUCAUCCAUCCCCGUCGAUUGAAAUGGUAGAAGCCUAAUUCUUUUUUUCGCGUUUGAGCCAGAUCAAACUAGUUCUUGAAUACAACUCAUUCCGCUAUCGUUUGGAAGAGAACAAAUGUGGUGUUGCGUGUUUGCAAUACUUUACUUUUGGAUUCUUCUUUCAUAAUAAAGGGAAGGUGUUUUGUAUGUGAGCCAUCUAGCCACUGAUGUUAUAUAAGUGUCAUUUUUUGGAUUUGAAUUUACUAUUUCAC